UCCCGUCGGACUUCGGGACGGUGCUGUCGGUGAUGUACGUGGCUGGGGUGGCGGGCAACGUGUACACGCUGGUGGUGAUGUGCCACUCGGCGCGCUGCGCCGCCCCCAUGUACAGCUCCAUCGUCAGCCUGGCCCUGGCCGACCUGCUCUACCUCUCCACCAUCCCCUUCAUCGUCUGCACCUACCUGGCAGACUGGUACUUUGGAGACCUGGGGUGCCGCAUCCUGCUCAGCCUGGACCUGCUCACCAUGCACGCCAGCAUCUUCACCCUCACCUUGAUGUGCACCGAGCGCUACCUGGCCGUCACGCGGCCCCUGGACACCCUGAAGCGCUCACGCGGAUACAGGAAGGUGACGGCGGGUGCCGUCUGGUCGGUGUCGCUGCUCCUCACGCUGCCCAUGAUGCUGAUGGUCACCCUGACCGAGGGGAGCAAGGCGGAGGGCAAGGUGAAGAGGAUGUGCGCGCCCACCUGGAGCAUGGACGCCUACCGGACCUACCUGACGGUGCUGUUCAGCACCAGCAUCAUGGCCCCGGGCAUCAUCAUCGGCUUCCUCUACACGCGCCUGGCCAGGACCUACCUGGAGUCCCAGAGGAACCCGCCCCACAGGGAGAAGAGCAAGAGGUCCCCGCGGCAGAAGGUCCUCAUCAUGAUUUUCAGCAUCGUGCUGGUCUUCUGGGCCUGCUUCCUGCCUUUUUGGAUCUGGCAGCUGGUGCGACUCUACAGCAGCCCCCUGCAGCUCACCACCCAAACCCAAAAGUGCAUUAACUACCUGGUGACCUGCCUGACCUACAGCAACAGCUGCAUCAACCCCUUCCUCUACACCCUGCUCACUAAAAACUACCGGGAGUACCUGCGCAACCGGCACCGCAACUUCUACAGGUUCACCUCCUCCUUUCGCAAGAGGGGCUCCAACCUGCAGUGCUCCUGGGGACGCUCCAUGUCCUCCAGCAACCAAUACGACUACAGCUCGGAGGCCCUGGGCAUGGCCACACUGAAGGACAAGUGAGGAAGAAGAGGCUCUCAGCGGACAUCAGGACCAGAAGAGCGUCUGGCCGAGGGCUUCUCUUGUUCCAUCUGACCUUAUGUUCCACCCCUGGAGGAAUUACAUCAAGAUUGGAUCCCCAAUGCCAUGGUCUGGGUUGCAAGUGAAGGAGAUGGUGAUGGCAUAGCGAGUGCCCCACUGAACCUUUUCCACCCGGUGCAGAUUCUCUGAUCCAGAGGUGAAAAAGGAAACCCGGCCUGUAAAGACAAAGUAUUUAAUCAGCGACAUAGAGUUUGCCACUCAGCAAUCAGCUCUACACAGUUCUGCUGUUGUUGUCUCAGUCCAGCUGCUCCCUAGCUACCUGAGAGCCCUUCGCUCAUCGCACAGACAAACUGCUGUGAGCUUAUGCUGCACUCUGACAGCUUUAUGGACUGUUAUGUUAAUCCUUCGUGCUGCAAAGCUGGAGACGUAAUUCCACACAUCUCAUAGUUUAUAGAAGGCAGGAGGAAGCCAAGAACAUACAAAUCCAGGUUUUAGUUGCCUCAGUUAAAAAGAAAAAAAAAGAAAAAGGCAUCUCUGGUGACAAUCAGUGAAGCGCAUGGGUUUCUCCCUGCUUCCCUUCUAAUCUGGGCUCUAAUUUUAGACCAAAGAAGGAGGAAGUGCUACAGAGGUGGUAAGAAGUCUUCAGUGAACAAAUGCUCAGCAGGUUUACAAGUAGCUGUGGCAGCUUAUUAGCACUGUACCAAGUAUUUGCUAUAGCUUUUUGUACGCAGCCAGAUCACUCACUCUUGAGCCAGGAUAGAAAGUUAUGUAUGACUCUCAUAUACAAAUUAAUUUUCCUUAGGAGUCACUGCAUCAGUACACAGGCUUGGAAGUUGUUUUAUAGAUGCAAAUGCUUUCCCCUGUGCUUCAUCCUGUCUAAGCUCUGACCAUCACACCGCCUUGCCCUGGGGCUCUCCAGGCCUUAAGUUGCUUCAGGGUGGAACCCAGUGGCUUUGAUAACUCCAGCAAGCACCCCACUGAACACCAUAUCAGAAUGGUCACUCUGCAUUUCCACGCUAUUUAAGUAUUUUGAGAACAUAACAGUUUGAUGUUGAACAAGUGACAGAACUGAAGCAACUCUAGGACUGCUCAAAUUUCCAUAAAAGACAGUAAUACCAACACGCAUCACUGUUUCACCCCAAUAGCAUAUGUUUUUCCUUCUCAUCUAUUUUUUCCACUGUUCAGACUGGGCUAAACUUUGUUACAAGCUUAUCUAGGAGAACUCACACUGACAGUCUGAUUCUGCCUGGGAUCAUUCACCACCAGGCCAACCAAAAAACUUCAGACUUUAGUCUGCACAAUUACAAGACAAGCUAUUCCAACUCUGGUACACUGCAGAAAAUGGACAUCAGCUACAUAGCUGAUGUUCUUUGCUAACUAAAGAUGCAGAAGUUACUUUGCUUGCAUGCUCUUCAGCAGCACACGUGGGAAGUUUGAACAAAACCAGACUGGCCUCAUGGAGCUUGAGCUGCCUGUGUCCCUGCACAUUCAGCUGCAGUUUGUAUUUAUUCUCUCAUAGGAAGCAGUCUCAGCUGCCAAGCAGAGCUAUGAACUCAUAUAUCAUACUCUUCUCUGCCUCUGGCUGUAUAUCAAUAAUGUGUAAAGCUAUAAAUAUAUGUAAAAAAAUGAAUUUAUUUGUACACAUAGCUCAUACACACCUUGGUGUCCUGCUCUUCUGGAAGGAAGACUGUAAACAAAAGCAAUGCUCUCCUAUUCUGCAAGUGUUACGAUGAACAGAAUGACUCUUGAGGUUUUAAUACAAAGCCCAUUUAAGUUGAAAAUGGGGGGUGUUUUUUUUUGCUUUCUUAAAAUCUCAUUUGAAUACCAAUCAACUACGUCACGAUUAGUCCCUCGCCUACUCACCCAAAGCUUUGCCUUACACAGACUCUCAAGCUUUUUUCAUUGAUCUCCUAUUAGAAACAGUAGUAAUUCAGAAUUAGACAAGUUUUCAGUGUAAUGUUUAAACCAGUUUAAAUGGAUUCUUUAACUACAAAGAACGUGUUUUAAUUUUCUUCUUUAAUAAAUAUAUGUCUUCAGAUA
Meleagris gallopavo (turkey) is the source of this 3065-nucleotide messenger RNA. RefSeq names its product urotensin-2 receptor-like. The record is from RefSeq and is a predicted model, not a curated record. Lineage: Eukaryota; Metazoa; Chordata; Aves; Galliformes; Phasianidae. Gene Ontology annotation, cellular component: plasma membrane. Gene Ontology annotation, biological process: blood vessel diameter maintenance; regulation of blood pressure; neuropeptide signaling pathway. Gene Ontology annotation, molecular function: urotensin II receptor activity.